UUUGUUUUUUUUGCACUUCACCGGUCACGGUGGUGGUAGUGAUUGCUUUACGGUUCGUUUGUAAAUAAUCCGGACACGCGCAUCCGUAAUUGCGUAAGGAUGACAGACACGGCCUCCCUCGAGGACACUCUUCCCGACGUGGACAAGGAGUUCGAGAGGAUUGUCACUCUAAUCGGAGGUAAAGAGAGGAUUUAUUUGGUGGGGGACGUGUGUGAAAGUAAAGAGGCAGACGGUGAUGCCGCUGGAAUAAUGCAGGAGUUCGUCCGGGAAAUGUUUCCUGGCAGUCUGACCAACAUAAACGGACAUCCCACGUCCUCUCCGUCAAGCAUCCACGUCGACACUGCAGGUGAAAUUUGCAGCAGCACAGAGACUGUUAAAAAUGAUUUUCCAUUGACACCAAGGCCUAAGGAUUUGGAUUUGAAAGCCAGUCCGGUGAAGGUGGCGAGAAAGAAGCAGCCAACGACGCUCAGUGACAAAGCUCGAAGAACAGCGGCGAGGAGGCUCAACAUUUACAGCAAAAAGCGAACCAUAGACUCUCCCCUCAUAGUGUUCAUCUUCAGACAGACAUUUGUCGUGAAACGUUCAAACGAACUAUGUUUAAGAGAGAUCUUAAAGGACGUGAAAGCACGCACCAAACGUGCAGGAGUCGCCCGACCAGCUCUGAUUGGAUUAAUACGCACCAGACAGGAGAGCGCCGAGACGCUUCAGUGUGCGCAAAUCCUGGAGGGUCAGAUCCGCUCUGUGUUUCACAAGCAUUCGCCUGAGUCAGUGUGGGUCGGCUGUUUCAUCCCGAAGACAGAAGCUAACAUAAACAACAUCAAGAAAAACGUCUGCAAAGUGAUUCACUCAUCUCAAACAGCAGAUAAUACCAGGGAUAGAGAGAAGCUCCUUUUCUGGCCACUUCAAUGUUUGCUCUUGCCUCAGAGAGGGGGAGCCAGAAGCCAGCCCAACAACUCUUCCACCAGCAGGCAAAGAGGUGAAACUGGAAGUAUGGAGGAAUGCAUCCCUCUGAAAAUUGUUUCCUUGCCUGCUGGACCUCCUGUGAAAGGGAAAUCUGCUGGACAAGGCAGCUGAUGUUAUGACCCUAUAACCCGUGGCUGCGGGCAUAUCACUGUAGACAAACAUGUGAUAACUGUGAAGAAAAAUGCCUUAUAGUACUACAGAUUCGUAUUAAAUGUUACAGCGUUUCUUCUUGGUGCUCGAUAUUUUCCACACUGAGCCAACAUGAGUUGUGUCACUGUUGCCUUCUUUCUGUUUAAAGUAACUUUUAAUUGGUUGGAUAAGAACAAUUUCACAUAACUUUACAUCAGUUUUUCUUUGUUUGACAUGGGCCUCUAAUUCUGUCAUUUUUGGAAAUGUUAAUACUCAAAGUGGACGCACUUGAAUGCUCGCAACAGAAGUGCUCUUUUAACAUGACUCAUUCUCCGGCUAAGGGGCCGGAUAACCUUCUGGUCCCAGAACUCAAGUAGCCGUAAAAAGGUCCAUUCUUACUGUGUCUCAUGAAGUUUGGGCUAAUUUCAUUCACGAUUUAUAUCAGAAUACAGAUCACCUAAACAAAACAUAAAAUUGUAUAACAAAGGCCCCAAUGGGAAGGGGCCCAGCUAAAUUAUUCCCUGAGGCACCCAGUAGCAAAGUGAAUCCAACCUUUUUAUUGCUAAGUGAAAAUGUUUUCAAUUUUCAGCUUUCAUGUAUUCCAGUUAUGUGCCUUAGAUGAAUACUAUUGAAAUAAAAUUAUAAUAGAAUAAGUGCAUAACUGCUUUCACUUUGUAUGUAUUUAUAAGACUAAGGUCUGCACAUUCAACAUGUAAAUAAACAAAUUUAACCCUG
Messenger RNA from Labrus bergylta (ballan wrasse), 1827 nucleotides. RefSeq lists its product as uncharacterized. The record is from RefSeq and is a predicted model, not a curated record. Lineage: Eukaryota; Metazoa; Chordata; Actinopteri; Labriformes; Labridae.